Molecule: messenger RNA, 1656 nt
Organism: Amyelois transitella
Lineage: Eukaryota; Metazoa; Arthropoda; Insecta; Lepidoptera; Pyralidae
Product: piggyBac transposable element-derived protein 4-like
Exons: 1
Coding region: 1-1656 (551 amino acids)
Source: RefSeq, a predicted model, not a curated record
AUGUCGGACUCUGAAAGUGAUCCAGACUAUCAACCAUCGUAUUCUUCGCAAUCUGCAUCAUCUAGCGAUGAAAGUUCGUCACAUAGUGAAGAAGAUGGGCGUCCAAUUCAGCCGAGGGCUCCGACGCCGACGUCAAAUUGGUAUCAAUCUGAUGGAUCUCGACAGAAGCAGUUCCCACUGGACAUUCAACCAGGUAUCAAUGUUCCGAACGAUUGUGAUUCAGAAUUGAGUAUAUACCGACUGUUUCUUACUGAAGACGUGAUGGACCUCAUGGUGAAUAUGACUAAUUGUUAUGCUAAUAAAACUUUAACACUUAAUCGUGUCACACGCAAUAUGAGGCUAUCAAAAUGGACAGACUGUACUCCAGAAGAAAUGCUGAAAUUCCUCGGCCUUCUGAUUUACAUGGGACUAAAGAAAUUACCUAGAAUUAGUGACUAUUGGAGUAAAAACAUUCUUUACGAAAGCAAAGUAUGUCGCCAGGUGAUGAGCAGAAAUAGAUUCGAGUUGUUGCUCAGGUGUUGGCACUUCGAAGACACCAUUUUCCUUGGACCUAGUCAUGCUGAUCGCCUCAUAAGGAUAAGGCGGUUUCUGGAGCUGCUUACAAAAAAUUUUCAUAAUGUGAAAACACCGGGUGAAUAUGUUACCAUAGACGAAAGCAUGGUAGCUUUUAGAGGACGUAUAUCAUUUAUGCAAUACAUUCCUGGCAAACGCCACAAAUACGGAAUAAAACUUUUUAAGCUGUGUGACGAUGAUGGUUAUGCGCUCGACAUCAUUGUGUACGAAGGAAAAACGGCAAAUAGACAGGACAGUGUAGCCACAGACGUAGUGAUGAAGCUAUGCCAACCUUAUUUGGGAGUUGGCAGAAGUGUGGUCACAGAUAACUUUUACACCAGCGUUGAUCUAGCAAAAAAGCUUUUGGAUAACAAUACUCAUCUGAUUGGCACUCUUCGCAAGAAUAGGAAAGGGUUGCCGAAGAAAGUUAUUCAGGAAAAGUUGAAGAAGGGUGAAAUGAUUGCAAUGGAAAAUAGUGACGGAAUUCUCGUUCUCAAAUGGAAAGACAAACGUGAAGUUUUUGCUUUGUCGACGAAGCACUCCAUUGGCUUUGUUAGUUGCAAAAGCAAGAGGAAUCCCAACAAGACAGUGUUGAAACCUUCCACAAUUGCUGACUAUAAUAAACACAAGUGUUCCAUCGAUUUAUCUGAUCAAUUGGCGAGUUACUCUAGUCCAGCUAGAAGAAAUAUUCGUUGGUUUCAGAAACUUGCUGUUGAUCUACUGUUUUCUACUGCUGUCACAAAUGCUUACAUCACCUAUAAAAAACACAAGAAUCUGCACAGCAAGACUUAUACCAUUACAAAAUUUAGGGAGAACCUCUGUCUACAGAUGCUGGGAAUAAAGGACUCUAAUCCAGCAGAGAGCUCACUUCGGCAGCCAGAACAUAAGUUCAGCAAGUCACUGCUCACAGACCACAGAAGCAGAUUAGUUCGUCGUCGGUGCAUUCAUUGCUAUGAAAAGCAUAGAUCCGCUGGUUUCUCAGCACUAGAAGCUAGGAAUAAAACAAAAAAAGUAAACACUGUCUGUCUUAAGUGUCCGUCCCAGCCAAGCGUUUGCGCUGAAUGCUAUGGAGAAAUUCAUACGCAAAUUACGAAAAGAAUGUAA